CCCUCUUCCCUCGCCUUCUGCUGACGCUGACGUCGGAUGAGGGAGCUGGAGGGACGCUCCGACCACGGCCCGGAGGCUGCUGGGGGCCGGGGCUCCGAGUAGAAAAAGAAGAAGAAAACAUGUCAGGACACAAAUGCAGUUACCCCUGGGACUUACAGGAUCGCUAUGCUCAGGAUAAGUCCGUCGUAAACAAGAUGCAGCAGAAGUACUGGGAAACGAAGCAGGCCUUCAUCAAAGCCACGGGGAAGAAGGAAGACGAGCACGUUGUGGCCUCUGACGCGGACCUGGAUGCCAAGCUGGAGCUGUUUCAUUCAAUUCAGAGAACCUGUUUGGACUUGUCUAAAGCAAUUGUACUCUAUCAAAAGAGAAUAUGCUCCUUGUCUCAAGAAGAAAACGAACUGGGGAAAUUUCUCCGAUCCCAAGGCUUCCAAGAUAAAACCAGAGCAGGAAAAAUGAUGCAGGCGACAGGAAAGGCCCUCUGCUUUUCUUCCCAGCAAAGGUUGGCCUUGCGAAAUCCUCUGUGUCGAUUUCACCAAGAAGUGGAGACUUUUCGGCAUCGGGCCAUCUCGGACACUUGGCUGACGGUGAACCGCAUGGAGCAGUGCCGGACGGAAUACAGAGGGGCAUUAUUAUGGAUGAAGGACGUGUCACAGGAGCUUGAUCCAGACCUCUACAAGCAAAUGGAGAAGUUCAGGAAGGUCCAAGCACAAGUACGCCUUGCCAAAAAGAGCUUUGACAAAUUGAAGAUGGACGUGUGUCAAAAAGUGGAUCUCCUCGGAGCUAGCAGAUGCAAUCUCCUGUCUCAUAUGCUAGCAACAUACCAGACCACUCUGCUUCAUUUUUGGGAGAAAACUUCUCACACUAUGGCAGCCAUCCAUGAGAGCUUCAAAGGUUAUCAACCAUAUGAAUUCACUACACUGAAGAGUUUACAAGACCCUGUGAAAAAACUGGCAGAGAAGGAAGGAAGGAAGAAGACGGCCCAGCGGGAGCGCCCCGAGGCCACAGCGGAGGAGCCCAGUCAGUUAAUUUCAUUAGAGGAAGAAAACCAGCACAAGGAAUCCUCCAGUUUUAAGACGGAAGAAGGAAAAGGUGUUUUCUCUGCCUUAGACAAAAGCUCGACACAGAAUGCAUGCUCAGAUGAACUGUUAAACAUGAAACCCGAGGAAGGUGCUUCCCUGGGCCCGAUGGCUGGGAACGCGGAACCAGAAGGUGCUGACAGAGAUGACCUGCUGCUGCUCAGUGAGAUCUUCAGUGCGUCCUCCCUGGAAGAGAGCGAGUUCAGCAAGGAGUGGGCGGCCGUGUUCGGAGACAGUCAGCGGAAGGAGCCAGCGCCCGCCGCGGCCCCGGCGGAGCCAGACCUCAAGCCCCAGCCGGGCUCGGGGUUCCUUCCCUCGCAGCUUUUGGACCAAAAUAUGAAAGACCUGAAAGCCUCGCUACAAGAGCCGGCCAAGGCUGCCUCGGACCUGACUGCCUGGUUCAGCCUCUUUGCCGACCUCGACCCCUUGUCGAAUCCCGACGCUGUUGGGAAGACGGAUAGAGAACACGAAUUGCUCAACGCGUGAGUCUGCGCCUCUGGAAGGAGCCACGGGCCGUCCUCAGCCUCACGCCUGGGGGCCCGCAGACGGGUCCUGCGAUCAGUAUGCUGUUUUCCUAUUUACGUGCCAUUUUAAUAAAAUGAAAGGGCCAGAGGCCCUGUUUAUAUUGGUAUGAUUAUUUACUCUUACUUGGUCUGAAGGGAUUUAGUGUAUUCUCUGUGUGGACCUAACGAUACAGGAGUGUGUCGGAGCAGUUUCCAGGCCGGCCGCUCUCCUGCCAGAAUGCCCGUCCUGGCUGCUGCCGAGCCACCGGGCUGGUCUGAGAUCCAAGUUCAAAUCGGAAGCCUACUUUGCGUUGGGUUUAUAGACGUGUCUGCAGCCGCGCAGGCAGCGGGACGCUGGCGGAACUAAAUGCGUCCUCUCUGCCCCCUGCCUCUGUCCCCUCCGAUGGAGGCCGCAGGGAGGCUCCCCUGCCCGCCCAGCCACCUUCCAGCCAGCUCUGGACGAAGCUCCAGCCGACCAAAGACACUGUCCUCGCCCCUGCCGGUGGCCCUGGGCUGUCUCCCGGCGGAGCAGUGGGCUGGGCUCCGCUGCAUGAACCUGCCUGGAAAGCAGCCGUGUCUGCAGACUCCGGCGUCUCGUGUCCUCUCUGUGGCUGCAACUCAAAAGCAUGUAUUUCCGGAGUCCCUUGUGACAUUCACUGUUGUUUUUUAAUUAAAUGAAAAAGAUA
Molossus molossus (Pallas's mastiff bat) is the source of this 2265-nucleotide messenger RNA. RefSeq names its product islet cell autoantigen 1 (gene ICA1). The transcript is spliced from 14 exons. Gene Ontology annotation, cellular component: Golgi apparatus. The record is from RefSeq and is a predicted model, not a curated record. The coding region runs from base 120 to 1562 and encodes 480 amino acids. Gene Ontology annotation, molecular function: protein domain specific binding. Gene Ontology annotation, biological process: regulation of transport. Lineage: Eukaryota; Metazoa; Chordata; Mammalia; Chiroptera; Molossidae.